AUAGAAGUAUAUACUUGGAAUGUUCCUAAACGGUCUGGCCCUAACAUCGAUGAAACGGAUUGUUUGACAUGGGCUUACUAUUCUGAUGUUGACCAAGUAAAGGAUACGUACAGUGGAUUGAUUGGAACUAUUGUGGUUUGUAAAAGAUCAUAUAAUCAAUUGGAGGCACCAGAUUUAAGAUUAGUUCUACUUUUUAUGGUGUUUGAUGAAAAUAAGUCCUGGUAUCUGGAUGAAAAUAUCCAAAAAUAUUGCUUGAAUCCCAGUGAAGUGGACAAAAAUAGUGAUUAAUUUAUUGAAAGCAAUAUGAUGCACAGUAUCAAUGGAAAAAUGUAUGCCAACACAAAACUGAUUAUGAAUGUUAGGGAUCAUGUGGUCUGGCACAUCAUGGGUAUGGGGAAUGAAGUGGAUAUACACACAGCACAUUGGCAUGGCCACAGCAUGAAAUUUACGAGGGGCCGCGAACUCCAGGCAGAUGUAAUUGAAUUUCUUCCUGGCACUUUCCAAACUGCUUCAAUGAUAGCCAGGAGCCCAGGAACAUGGCUUUUGCACUGCCAUGUGGAUGACCAUCUGUAUGCUGGAAUGGUGACAGUGUACACUGUGAAAGAGAGUUAAUACUGGAUAAAAUAUGAAGCUCAACAUCACAAUGGAACAGAGGGACCCAUUGCCGGUUUUUAU
This is a messenger RNA of Nanorana parkeri, 675 nucleotides long. Its product is annotated as ceruloplasmin-like. The record is from RefSeq and is a predicted model, not a curated record. Lineage: Eukaryota; Metazoa; Chordata; Amphibia; Anura; Dicroglossidae. Bases 304 to 612 code for a protein of 102 amino acids. The transcript has 5 exons. Gene Ontology annotation, molecular function: oxidoreductase activity; copper ion binding.